UCUCUCUCUCUCUCUCUCUCUCUCUCUCUCUCUCUCUCUGUAAGGAAGAAAAUAGAAAUGUCGAAAUCUCCAGAGGAAGAACACCCUCAAAAGGCAUUUGGGUGGGCUGCAAGAGACACUUCUGGAGUCCUCUCCCCUUUCAAAUUCUCUAGAAGGGCGAACGGCGAGGAUGAUGUCACGCUCAAGGUACUCUACUGCGGAAUCUGCCAUACCGAUCUUCACGCCGUUAAGAACGAGUGGGGAAAUUCCGUCUACCCCUUGCUCCCAGGGCACGAGAUCGUCGGUGUAGUGACCCAAGUGGGGCCUAAUGUAUCAAAAUUCAAGGUUGGAGACAAGGCAGGCGUCGGGUUCUUGUCUGAAUCAUGCAAAUCAUGCUCCACUUGCCAUCAAGGCUGGGAAAAUUACUGUCCCAAGAUGAUGUCCAUCUAUAAUUCCACAUACCACGAUGGCACUAUGACGUAUGGUGGAUACUCUGAUAUGCUGGUGGUCAAUCAGAACUUUGCAAUCUGCUUCCCAGAGAACUUGCCACUUGAUAGCGGCGCACCACUACUGUGUGCCGGUAUUACUGUGUAUAGCCCAAUGAGGUAUUUCGGGCUCAGUGAACCAGGCAUGCAUCUAGGAGUGGUUGGACUCGGUGGGCUCGGUCAUGUUGCAAUUAAGUUUGGCAAGGCCUUUGGGAUGAAGGUUACUGUAAUCAGUACAUCUCCCAGCAAGGAGAAGGAAGCUAUCGAACGACUCGGUGCUGACUCAUUCCUGGUCAGCCGUAAUCCGGCACAGAUGGAGGCUGCCAUGGGCACCAUGGAUGGUAUCAUCGAUACGGUCUCCGCUGUCCACCCGAUCCUGCCAUUGAUAGGCCUGCUGAAGACUAAUGGGAAGCUGGUUAUGGUGGGUGCACCAGAGAAGCCUCUUGAGCUACCGGUAUUCCCACUGCUUUUCGGUAGGAAGACCGUGGCCGGAAGUGUCAUUGGAGGAAUCAAAGAGACCCAAGAGAUGAUUGACUUUGCCGCCAAGCACAACAUCACAGCGGACAUUGAAGUUAUUCAGAUGGACUAUGUGAACACAGCCAUGGAGCGGCUUGCGAAGGCGGACGUACGAUACCGGUUCGUCAUCGAUGUGGGGAAUACCUUGAAAUCUCCGUGAACCGCUGAUUUGAAUCAGCAUCCAUGUCGCCCAACAGUCAUAUAGUUUUUAGGGUGCUAUGUUUUCGUUGGUUUGAGUCAGAAUCUACGUUGUCCACAUAGUCAUGUGUUUGGCCACUUGUUUUUUGUUGCUACAUAUGCCCGGCUUCUUGCUAGGUACACGACCCUUUUUUCCUUAGGUUUUCAUUGCUAUUAAAGGCUACAUGAGUAUCACAUUCUAUUGGUAUCUUUCAAUAAUUUUGGUUUGUAGGGGUCAACAUGGCUGCAAGGUAAUAUAAAUCAAACAAGGGAAACAAUGAUUUAAUACAUGGGGAUUAGUCGAAGAA
Molecule: messenger RNA, 1465 nt
Organism: Magnolia sinica
Lineage: Eukaryota; Viridiplantae; Streptophyta; Magnoliopsida; Magnoliales; Magnoliaceae
Product: probable mannitol dehydrogenase
Exons: 5
Coding region: 58-1140 (360 amino acids)
Biological process (GO): lignin biosynthetic process
Molecular function (GO): cinnamyl-alcohol dehydrogenase activity; zinc ion binding
Source: RefSeq, a predicted model, not a curated record